AUGGAGAUAACUCACGACAAGGAAGCUCUUCCUAACAGAAAGCCUCCCACCGAACAGGACAUUAUUGAUGAACUAAAAUUGAGAUCAAAGAAGUAUCUCAGAGGAAAAGGUGCUAAUUUGAAGGGUUUAAAGGAUAAAAAGCUUAGGAGUCAGUUAGUUGCUAGAGAGAAAUUAUAUGGAGAAUCUGCAAAAGCUGCUGCCCAGGCUGAGAAAUGGAUUAUGCCUAGUGAUCAAGGUUUUUUGGAGGCUGAAGGUCUAGAAAAGACGUAUAGGAUCAAGCAGGAGACAAUAGCCCGUGAAGUCGAUAUUUUAAGCUCAAGGAACCAAUAUGAUAUUACUUUACCAGAGCUUGGUCCAUAUACUCUAGACUUCACUCCUAGUGGCCGGUAUAUGGCUGUUGGUGGUCGCAAAGGCCACCUAGCAAUUGUGGACAUGAUGAAUCUGAGCCUUAUCAGAGAGCUUCAGGUAAGAGAAACUGUGCGUGAUGUGGCAUUUUUACAUAAUGAGCUCUUCUUUGCUGCUGCCCAGAAAAAGUAUUCAUACAUAUAUAGUCGUGAAGGCACAGAGCUUCACUGCCUAAAGGAUCAUGGUUCAGUGUUGAGGCUGCAGUUUCUAAAAAACCAUUUUCUCCUGGCUUCUACCAACAAAUUUGGGAUGCUUCUUUAUCAGGAUGUUUCAACGGGUGAUGUAGUUGGGAAAUAUCGAACUGGUUUGGGACGUACAAAUGUGAUGCAAGUAAACCCUUACAAUUCGGUUGUUUCUUUAGGUCACUCAGCCGGUACAGUUACUAUGUGGAAGCCAACUAGUUCUUCUCCCCUUGUCAAGAUGCUAUGUCAUCACGGGCCAGUCUCGGCACUGGCGUUUCACCCAAAUGGCCACAUAAUGGCUACAGCUGGGAAAGAUAAAAAAAUUAAACUUUGGGACUUGAGGAAGUACGAGGCUUUUCAAACAUUACCAGGCCAUGCAAAUACUUUGGAGUUUAGUCAAAAAGGCUUGCUUGCUUGUGGUAAUGGUUCAUAUAUCCAGGUUCUUAGGGAUGUUUCUGGUGCACAGAACUAUUCAAGUUACAUGACUCAUUCAAUGGUAAAGGGUUAUCAGAUAGGGAAGUUAGCUUUCCGACCAUACGAAGAUGUUCUAGGCAUAGGGCAUUCAAUGGGUUGGUCUAGUAUUCUUAUUCCAGGAGCAGGAGAACCCAACUUUGAUUCAUGGGUUGCAAAUCCAUUUGAGACACCUAAACAGAGAAAAGAAAAGGAAGUACAGUCUCUUCGUGAUAAGCUUCCAGUCGAGACAAUCAUGCUAGAUCCCAGCAAGAUCGGUACUGUGAAAUUUACUAAAAAAGAGAAGCCAACUGUGGAAAAGAUGGAUGCUGAUAUGGAAGCUGCUGUUGAAGCUGUCAAGGGCAAAAAACUGAAAAAGAAAACAAAAGGAAGAAGUAAGGCAGGUAAAAUAAUGCCUAAAAAGCAAGAUGCAAUUGCCACGGCAAAGAGGCCUUAUUUGGAGCAGAAAAUUCAAGAAGAGAAAAAAGCAUCUAGUAAGAAACAGAAAACCAAUGGGGGAGUUGAACUACCAAAAUCUUUACAGCGGUUUGCUCAUAAGAAACCAUCAUCAUAA
Vicia faba (fava bean) is the source of this 1611-nucleotide messenger RNA. The record is from the annotation of a GenBank genome assembly. NCBI's taxonomy places the organism in Eukaryota, Viridiplantae, Streptophyta, Magnoliopsida, Fabales, Fabaceae.